Messenger RNA from Temnothorax curvispinosus, 6325 nucleotides. RefSeq names its product enhancer of polycomb homolog 1 (gene E(Pc)). The record is from RefSeq and is a predicted model, not a curated record. Gene Ontology annotation, cellular component: piccolo histone acetyltransferase complex. Lineage: Eukaryota; Metazoa; Arthropoda; Insecta; Hymenoptera; Formicidae. The coding region runs from base 332 to 3055 and encodes 907 amino acids. Gene Ontology annotation, biological process: regulation of transcription by RNA polymerase II. The transcript has 10 exons.
CGGCGGCGGCCCGAACGUGUUAAAUGGCUGUGCGUCGGCCAUGAUGGCUUUGAGCAGGGACCGUGUCACGCAAACAUGUUUUCAAAGUGAUAUAUCUCGUUUGGUGACUGAGUGACCGUGUUCCAGCGCGAUGGCCGGGGAACGAUGAGGCCCUGAGCGCUCUCUGUGCCGGGUACGUCGGCCCCAAGGCCCCCAGCCAGGCCUCAAUAGCCAGGUCCACGGCGUUCCGCGAGCCCGAGGCCCCCCCAGCGCAGCGCCGACCCGACUGGCCUCUUACGGUGCGGCCAGCCAUCCUUGGUUGUCAACACGCGCGGAGCCAGCCGCCCUCAGGAUGAGCAAGCUGUCGUUUAGGGCGCGCGCCCUGGACGCCUCCAAGCCCAUGCCGAUCUACAUGGCCGAGGAGCUGCCGGAUCUGCCAGAUUACUCGGCCAUUAACCGCGCGGUGCCCCAAAUGCCCAGCGGCAUGGAAAAGGAGGAGGAAUGCGAACAUCAUCUUCAAAGAGCGAUAUGCACGGGUCUAAUCAUUCCUACUCCUGAAGUAACCGAUCUGGCAGAUGCGGAAGCUUAUAACAAGAUAUAUCCCGCUGAUUAUAAGCUGCCUCGCCAAUUAAUACACAUGCAACCCUUUGCUAUGGAACAAGACAUACCAGACUACGAUAUGGAUUCGGAAGACGAAAAAUGGGUUGCGCUGCAAAGCCGUAAGAUGGAAUUGACUCCUCUUCAAUUUGAGGAAAUGAUGGAUCGUCUGGAGAAGAGUUCAGGACAAACUGUAGUUACUCUCAACGAAGCCAAGGCACUUUUGAAAGAGGACGACGAUUUGAUUAUCGCGGUGUUUGACUAUUGGCUCAACAAGCGUCUCAAAACUCAACAUCCCCUAUUAUUAACGGUUAAAACGGAGAAUCGAUUCGGCUCGGCUGCGAACAAUCCAUAUCUGGCGUUCAGACGACGCACGGAGAAAAUGCAAACACGUAAGAAUCGCAAGAACGACGAAACCAGCUACGAGAAAAUGUUGAAGCUUCGUAGAGAUCUUAGUAGAGCGGUCACGCUCCUGGAGAUGGUGAAACGCCGAGAAAAGACGAAACGGGAACAUCUGCACCUCACGAUCGAGAUUUAUGAGAAACGGUAUCAAGCGCAAGACUUCAGUGGACAAAUAUUGGCGGAAGUGUCGGCGUUAAAGGCACCGAGACCAGCGUUUGCUCCACUCUUUACCAACCAGUUUGGCGUUCAUCAAAAUUGGACGAACAAAGUUUGUAAAGACGAAGUAGUGCCCAGGAAAGAAAAGAGACAGUACAAAAAGCGGAAACAUAAAACGGAUAGCAGGGGAGGAAGUUUGGACGACAUUGGUAUUCGCAGCGGAACGGGUAGUGGCGGCCGAGGAAAUCGCCCAGGAGUACUCGGAAGUGGGCUGGACCCGCUCAUCAGUUCGGAUGAAGAUAGCCCGCUUCCAUCUCAUUCGCACUCUCAGCCCUCGUUACCUUCCGACCGCGAUGACGAAGACACUGCAGCAGACGAGGGUCAAUUCGUCUUUCGUCGAAAUAGGAAUAGCUCUUAUUUACCGCCUGUAUCAGGCGGUUUUGGAAAUUGGCCUUGGUGUGAUAAAAGCGAAGGCGGUAUUGCUGAUAAAAAGUACAGGUUUGCGCUGACUAGCAUUAACAAACCGGUACCAAGGUGUAUUGGCUUCGCACGACGGAGAAUUGGUCGUGGUGGCAGAGUGAUACUAGAUCGUUGCACCGAUAUGGAUGAUGUGUGGUCUACUUUAGAUUUCACGAUACACGAUUCCAAACGGGAGACAGCGGAUUCGAACGCGACUGCCGCAGCAACCACGACCACCGUCAAAAAAGAGUGGUUACAUUUUCGACCAAAGACUCCGCCUGUGUCGGUGCAUAGUCCAAGCGAGGAAAGUAGCGACACGGACUUGGACGUAGAGUCAACAGUGUCUCGAUCCAAGCUUCCAUACCCGUUCCCACCCGAGGCGACGUCCAUAUGCAUCGAGGUGGAGCCGGAACGCGCGGGUGACGAAUCGCCAUUUACGUCGGAGUUUAAUAUCGCGGAUUACUUCGCAAUGGACACUGUAUCGGACUUUGAGCUUGCAGUGGCGGGCCUGAAUAGUAGUACGGGUAGUGCGUCCGUCAGCAGUGGUCUCUCAGAUGGCAGCGUGAACGAAUCACGGACAGACGGCGAACUGGGCAGUUCACAUUUCGUGGUGACGCCGCUCACGAAUAAUCUGUUCGCGCCGCCUACCAAGACACAGCAGACCCGGCUUACCUAUUGCAGUGGUGGUUCUAGUGUUGUACAUACUUGUUCGAGUUCUUCGUCGAUUUCUCCGUCGUCCUCCGUCGUCGCAUGUACGACCAAUCAAGCCACCGUGGCAUCGAGUACGGUGUCCACGCAAUGCACUGUCGGUGUCAGUGCCGCGGUCGACACGCAAUCGAAUCAUCAGCCCAAGCAGCAACACAGACACGUGCCGAACAACAGUGUCGCUGCCUCCAUUCUCUCGAAAUCCUUGACUAGUCCGACAAAUAAUAGGAAUGGUAGCGGCUGCGGCAGUGGUGGUAGUAGUACCGGUGGUAGUGCAAAUGUUAGAGUGUUUAGUGCGAGUACCACGUGCAGUGGCAACGGUGGAGGCAGUGGUAGUGGUGGUGGUAGUAGUAGUAGCGGCAACGGCAGUAACGUCACAAACUUGGGCAAUAGUCACCAGAACGGCCCGCUGCCACACAUAAACAACUCUAACAAUCUGACGAACAGCACCCACGUCGUGAACAACCAACAGUCCACGUUGGUUCUACCGCAGAAGCAUCCGCCGUCCAAUCUGUUACCCGGCCUGAUAACGCAAAGUAAAUUGGCGAGCCUCGCGAGGCAGCAGCAGCAGCAGCAGCAACAGACGCAAAAUCAGGCGCCACAGGUCCCAACGUCCGGGGAAAUUACGCUUAAUAGUAAUAGUGAAAGUUUGGAUAUGGAAGUGGAUGGAGUGGACGGUUCGCCGUGCGACAGCAAACAGCAGCAACAGCUUGUACGGGCGAACAAAACAAAUUCACUGGCGAUGGAAGUGACAUGAUGCCUGCUAUCGGCACCCCUGUUGCCGCCAAUACGUCACUGGGGGCUUCGCUAAUUCUCUUACCUUGCCUAUGAUGUCUGUUUCGGGCGAGAGAUCGGACGCGUACUGAUGAUACACUGCGCUACGUUGACGUGAAAGAGCGAUACGGCUAGGUACACGUGCUCCUCCGAUCAGUUGUUUUGUUAUGGCGACGCUAAUCAGCGAUAGCGUGGAUUCUAAUGCAAGUACCAAGUUUCUUUUUCUUCUCUCCGUUGGGGGAUCGUGCUCCGUAUUCUUUAAAUUAUCUUUUUCCUUGCUCAUUGAACGACCAAUAACCAACUUACCGUUAAAUACGAUCGAUAGCCGUGUGAAAAAUAUUGCCAUUGUUUCUGUAGAUACAAGAUUCUCCGAAACUAAUCUAUCCGAUUGUCCUAAAUUAGCACUAGCGUUUUUAAUAACAGUGCUCGUUUUUCCUUUUUUGGUCUUUGUCUUAAAAAAUAGGGAAUGAUAUGUAGUCCAGGACAACGUGGGUCUUGAAUAAGUUUAACUCGCGAAUAAGUUUAACUGUAAAAAAAAUAAAAGAUUACGCGUAUAAUUAAGUUACUUGUCAAAGUAUAGUGUGCAAUACUUGUCCGUUGUUUUUAGUGACAAUAGUCUGCAAGAGUCUCGUUCGUUCAAUGCAAGGAAAAUCUGGAAUUCGAGACGCAAACUAAUUAUGUUUGUCUUGAUAUUGAAAUCCCUCAUUUAUCAGUUCAAUCUUACUUUGUUCAAUCAUAUAAUAAUUGGGCGCACAAUGCAGCAAGCUUUCUCAGACACAGCAUUAAUAAUUAAUUAUUGAAUUAUUAAAAGUCCGGUGUCCGGUGCCGCAUAAAUUAUUAAGAGAAAAGUUAUUUUAAUUUUGCAUAUUUCGUAACAUUUGUCAUAAAAAAAAUAAACACUCGAGAAUAUAGAAGCUUUGCGUGUGGACGUGUAUUCGAUAAUUAGAACGUGUCUCAGUUAUCCUAAAAUCAGAUAAUCGUUGUUUUGGAAAAAAAAAAUGAUUUUGGAUAAUUUCCUCCGCAACCGUGUAUGAAAAAUAGAUAUAAAGCAUUAUAUUAGCAAUGACGGGGAUUGUAUAGUAAUCUGCUUGUAAGUACAAUAGUAUGCUCGAAUUACAUCUCGUCGCUUUCCAGAUAAGUAACAGUUACAGAAAAGGAAAGUAGAUUAAUUAAUUUCUUACGAAAGUGUACGAUUUUUCUCAAUAAUGUAUAUAGAUUCGGUUCGCGAGUAUUGUAUGACUUUAUAUAGUGUAAUGCUCCUUAUAUAUAUUAUAUAUAUAUACAUACAUACAUACAUAUAAUACUACGUUAAAGGCUUCCAGGCUGUGAAAUAUCGAAGCUACUGUUAUCAAUUAAUCUUUGAUAGCAUUAAGUCAUUGUAAUCGUAAAAGAAUUUCUUUUCCCUUCUUUCUCUCCAGUAAUCGCCAAAAUGUACAUUUUGAUACCUGCAUAUCCAUCGCCGCGUAUUAUCCGACCGAUAUGCAAUUAUAAUGUAAUGUAACCUUAAUAAUGUUGCGUUUGGAAAGCUUGUAUCACGGGAUUUUUGUUUGCGCGAAAGGAACAUUUUUAUAUUGUGUUAGAAUCUACAAAGCUCACCGGGGGCAACGUAUAAGAAUACUUGUGUCUUUCACAUCAGUGACUGAAAUUAUUAUUAUCGAUGUUAGAAAAAUAUUGAAAUACUACGAGCAAUGGCGUUUGGCAAAGUAGAUAUACAAGCGGUUAAAUUUCAUUGUCUCUAAAGGCAGAUUCAUUUAAGCAACUGUUCUUCUAUGCGCGAAUUUAUUUCGUGUUUUUUUUUUUUUUUUUUUUUUUUUUACAUAUAUAUAUAUAUAUAUCUCCCGUAUAAACGAAUUUAACGAGAUAAGAUCGAAGCAAGAAGCUAUUACAAUAUUGCACCUCAUAUCACACUUUUAUCUGUCCUCUCACAGACUCGGUAUUCUACCGUAGAUUUACGUAAACGUCGGAAAGCUGUUCGAUACGUGUUCUUAUUUGUAGAAUAGAGUUCUUAUGGCUCGCGGACACGAACGUCGGGAUUGAAAGCCCGUGUGAAUCUUGCCACGUGUUACGCCACAUGUUACAGGCAUCGUGAGAGCAUGCAAAUAAAAUUCGGGCGUGCCAUUAAACCGUCUCGUUUGGACAGGUAUCUCAACAUUAUCCUCCGAGAAGGCAACGUCAAAUUACACACAAGUGACAUUAUACAUUCGUUCCCUUCACCCGUGUAUGUACAUGUAAUUCGCCGCCAAGUUCGAGAGGUAGAGUCUGUUGAUACAACUGAACUGAAAUUAUCUUGGCUGUAUCUACAGAGUCGACUCGAGCAAAACAUCUCGUACUCGUACAUUUAAUCGACGCAACCUUCCUUUAGGUAAAAUGUGUAUACUUUCGCCGACAAAUAUUCGAAAAUUAUCACGAAAAAAGAAGAACGUAGUAUAUCCUGGAUUUUCUACAUGUAAUAUGGGUGACAUGUAAUACGACUCUCUUCGUCUCUUAGUCUUUCUAUAGGACACCACUUGCUCUUCUGCCUUCUUCAUCAGAUUACAAAAAAAAAAUGUGUUUUAAUGUAAGGAGCAUAUAAAAGAAACGAGAGAGGAGAGUAUCUUUGCGAUUUAACCGAUUUGCCGAUUGUAUAUUUUAUUUUUAUAAAUACGGUGUUCUAAACGAGAUGACCUUUCCAAAUUAACGAUAACAAAUUUACGUGAGAGAGAAAGAGGUCAGAACGGUUCUUCGGUUGGAAUGCCUUGCAGAGAACAGAAUCACUUUUGUACCCUCUAUAGUCACACUCGACUCAUAUUCUUCUUUGACAUACUGAUAUUUGUACUUUUUCUCGUUACAAACAGAAUAACCGCGUACAAGAGUGGAUUAUAAAUUUGAGAUUACGCAGCACGUGAUUGUUAUUUGUUGCAAAUCGAAACGCGCGCAGGCACUGAUCAUUGAGUAUAAUCGACGGUAUAAAACAUGGAAUUUCUGAUUUAUCUGUGAACGCCUGGUCUCGCGGUAGCGAGCCAUAAAACGAUUCGUCGCCAGCCGUAACGCGAGAACGGUGGGGGAGUAAGAUUAUGGUGCGAGUGAUUACACAAAUCAUAGGGAGACUUCUCGAAAUCGUAAUAAAAUGAAACAAAAAAAAACCAGAUAUAUUGUACAUAUAAAAAUAAUUACGCUUAUUGUAUCUCUUACUUUUAGGUAAUUAACUGAAUAACUGUAAUUAAAAAAAAAAGAAACGUUGUUGUGGUAGACGCACAGCGAAAUGUGUAUGAAA